AUGAUAUCGGUUCUGUUGCUGCUCUGGUGUGUCAACUAUGGGAACACGUUCAACGAUUUUCCGUCUCUGAUUUCCAUGAACGCGACUAUGGCUGUCGUCAUCGACAAAGGCCUCUUCGGUGACAAAGAGGAGCACAGGAAAACCGUGGGGGUGGUGCACGAUCUGAUCACGGACAUCGUGAGGAGAGAGAUGCGCGUUGGUGGUAUCGGAGUUCGCGUCUUUCGUGACGCGAAUGUCGAUCUACGACAAGACUACACGAUUCUUCUCUCCGUCGCGACGUGUUAUCAAACAUGGCGUCUACACGAGAUCGCGCGGAAGGAGGAGCUGAUACACCUCGCCGUAACAGAUCCAGACUGUCCUCGAAUCCCAGACACGGAUGGCAUGAGCGUGCCACUGAUAGUGCCGGGUGAAGAGUUGUCACAGAUUUUCCUUGACUUAAGGAUGAUGAAUAUUCUGUCCUGGAACGUGGUCAACAUCCUUCACGACGAUACGUUCGACAGGGACACGAUCAGCCGCGUGAUGAGGGCCAUAUCGGACAGGCUGCCGAACAAGCGAUUGAACCUCAUCUCCAGGUCGAUUUUCACGUUGAAACACGAGGAAACCGAGAACGAGAGGUGGAACUCGGUGAAGAAGGUGCUGCACAACUUCCACGUGGAUCAGUUGGGACAUUGCUUUUUAGUGAUCGCCACCGUAGACAUGGUCGCGGACGUGAUGGGUGUGGCAAGGUCCCUGAAGAUGGUCCAUCCAGCUAGCCAAUGGCUGUACGUGAUCACCGACAGCGCGACGCAGAAUCUGACCAACAUGACGACGUUCGUCGAUCUGCUGGCAGAAGGUGGAAACGUGGCCUUCAUGUACAACGCGUCCAGCCUGGACGGUUUCUACGAAGUGAAGGCGAUGUGUUAUCUGAAGAAAUUGAGCCAAGCGUUGGUGAAAGCUGUAGAGUACUCGCUGACGAACGAGAUCGAUUUGUUCAAGAGGCUAGAGGAAGAGAAUUUCGACGUGAUCAGGCUGACGAAACGAGAGAGACAAAAGGAGAUCCUGAGGAACAUCAGAAUAUACCUUUCCCAAGAUGCUUUUACCUCGGAAAACGACUGUGGACGAUGUCUCCUAUGGAGGUUCUCGUCGUCCAUAACCUGGGGAAAUUUCUUUGCCCACGGGAAAAAUGUGGCACACCUGUUGGAUAUAGGCACGUGGACACCUCGUUUCGGCGUGAACCUCACGGACGUGGUUUUUCCUCACAUUGCGCAUGGAUUCAGGGGCAUUAAUCUACCGAUCGCGACUUAUCACAAUCCACCGUGGCAGAUAAUUUCCGUAAGCAAAGCAGGCGUGAAGUCGUACGAGGGUUUGGUGUUCGACGCGAUCAGCUACCUCGCCACGAAACUGAACUUUACGUACACGGUGAUUACGCCGGAAGUGAGUCGAAGUUCGAAGUCUUGGAAUACCUCUCGGUUCGCCAAGCUCGGCGAGAAAAUUAAAGAAAUGACCAUGUCUACCACGAGGAAAGUACCGCAGGAAGUGAUCGAUUUGGUGCGCGAGAAAAAGGUCCUCCUGGCUGCCUGCGCGUUCACCGUGAACGAAUGUGCGAGGGACACGUUCAAUUUCACCGUACCAAUCUUCGUGCAGACCUAUAGCUUCUUAACUUCCAGGCCUAAACAGCUAUCCAGAGCCCUCUUGUUCGCGUCCCCCUUCAGGAAGGAGACGUGGGCCUGUCUGGCCGUAUCCAUUAUCAUAAUGGGUCCGAUCUUGUACCUGGUUCACAAGUACAGCCCGUACAGCACCAAGACCUCGGGCCUCAACUCCUCCUGGCAGUGUGUAUGGUACGUGUACGGGGCGCUUCUUCAACAAGGGGGAAUGUAUCUGCCGCAAUCUGACAGCGCUCGCAUACUGAUCGGUAUCUGGUGGCUGGUCGUGAUGGUCCUGGUGGCUACGUACUCCGGAAAUCUGGUCGCCUUCCUCACUUUUCCUCGAAUGGACGUGUCUAUCCUGACGGUGGAGGAACUGAUCGCGAGGAAGGACAGGAUCACCUGGGGCUUCCCGAACGGUAGUUUCCUCGAGAUGUACCUGCAGAACGCGAACGAGUCUAAGUACCACGUUCUACUCUCGCGCGCUGAGAGGCAUAACGACACGGAGGAAGAGAGGCUGGUGGAACGCGUAAAGGAAGGGAGACACGCUCUGAUCGACUGGAGGAGUUCCCUCAGGUUCUUGAUGAGGAAGGAUCUGUUGCUGUCCGGAGGCUGCCAUUUUUCUCUCAGCAUGGACGAGUUCCUGGACGAGCCCAUCGCGAUGAUCGCCCCACACGGCAGCCCUUACUUGUCUGUCAUUAACGCGGAAUUGCAUCGAAUGCUCGAGUCCGGAUUGAUGAACAAGUGGAUCUCCGAGAGGAUGCCGGUGAAAGACAAGUGCUGGGAAGUGCCGGGGAAUAGCCAGACGGUGAACAAACGGAAAGUGAACGUCGCUGACAUGCAGGGGAUAUUUUUCGUCUUAUUCAUAGGCAUCACGUUGGCUUUCCUCUUCCUCUUCUGCGAGUUCUACUGUCACAGGCGCAAGACAUCCAAGGAACGCAAAUUAAUACGACCCUUCGUCCCGUAAAUCUCAUCUCGGGACGGGUAUAGUUAUGCUAAUACCUUUCCCUCUUCUCAACAUGGUGUCCCAACAUGGACGCGAUUUCUCCUGGAAAAAACCAACCGGUCCCACGCAAUGAGUUCAAUCGCACGCAUUACCAUUCUCUCUUCUGCGGAUCGCCAUUUUUUCUCCCGAUAAUUACCGCGUUUUGCCUUUUUUCUUGAUCGACAAAAAAUCGUACUUGGCACGAAUCGUCGACGCAACCGGAAGACCUAGAAUCCUUGCUCAA
This is a messenger RNA of Eufriesea mexicana, 2851 nucleotides long. RefSeq names its product Ionotropic receptor 93a (gene Ir93a). The transcript is spliced from 15 exons. Bases 1 to 2589 code for a protein of 862 amino acids. NCBI's taxonomy places the organism in Eukaryota, Metazoa, Arthropoda, Insecta, Hymenoptera, Apidae. The record is from RefSeq and is a predicted model, not a curated record. Gene Ontology annotation, cellular component: membrane. Gene Ontology annotation, molecular function: ligand-gated monoatomic ion channel activity.